This is a messenger RNA of Betta splendens (Siamese fighting fish), 7710 nucleotides long. It is a transcript of the gene tasora, whose product is annotated as transcription activation suppressor a. Bases 162 to 6371 code for a protein of 2069 amino acids. Lineage: Eukaryota; Metazoa; Chordata; Actinopteri; Anabantiformes; Osphronemidae. The record is from RefSeq and is a predicted model, not a curated record. Gene Ontology annotation, cellular component: heterochromatin; nucleoplasm. Gene Ontology annotation, molecular function: chromatin binding. Gene Ontology annotation, biological process: protein localization to heterochromatin; negative regulation of gene expression, epigenetic. The transcript is spliced from 28 exons.
GAAGAAGAGCGCAGCCUCCCAGAAAACAUGGCGCGGGCUGUGUGUUGGUUCGAGCACCUGAGCGGAAUCGGCAGGUAACGGCGGUGUCAUCGCACGGCUCGAGCCGAACGGUUCCCGCAGGACGGUUGUGGAGGAAGGACAGCGCAGGGACCGCGGUGACGAUGAGCGACAGCCCCGCGACAGCCCGUCCGAGGAGGGUGUCCGCUGCCGCGGAGCUCGGCGCCAACGCUGGCCCUCAAGAUGGCGAGGUGGUCGAGGCGCAUCCUCGAACCGAGGCGCCCGCUGGUCCCGACCGGGCGGGCGCCGCUGCGGCGAGGAUGGACAGGAGGAACUCGGUGCCGCCGCUGUUCCACCAGCGACACAUGCCGAAGGAGCCGCUGAAGUUUCACAUCCCGAGGAAAACAAAGGACAACAGAGCUCUGUUCCAGUAUGUCUCCACUGAAUCCAGAGAGUAUGAAGACAUGCUGACUAUCCUGACCUCUAGCUUCAUUGACCCAAGCUCUGCUGGCUGCUUCACCUACUGCCAGCCUCGCCUGGUCCACUGCGACCUGCUGGAGAAAGAGUUUGUAGAGAAGAGGAGGGAGAUGAAGGCAGAGGGGAGGACGGAUAAGGAGCUGGAGGAGAGUUACUGUUUCUUGCAAAGUGAUACUGAUAAGUUGCAUCCGCUCUGUGAGAAAGGGCUGAUUGUGGGUCACAGCUGGAUCACGGUGCUGGGAAACCCCAAGAAAGGAGUGUAUUUGUGCAGGUUCUCUGACCUGCUGCAAAUGAACGCCCUCAAUCCUGGAUCCACAGGGGAGCUCAUCAUAUUCAAAGUGAUGAAGGGGAAAGUGAAGAGCAUUUAUGAAAACAUGAAGAACCUCCUAGAUCCAACGCCUCGCUUCGACAGCCACAUCUCCAAGAAUUCCUGCAAAGUAACUUCGCUCAGCUCCUACAGAGCCUUCGAACUCACACAGCAAUACUUCUAUGAAUACAUAUUUGACGAGCUGCGGCAGCGCCCUCGUCAGGUUUGUCCAUAUGCCGUCGUCUCUUUCCACUUCAAGGGAAAAGACUCUUCACUUCCCAGCAAACCUCUGGCGCCCCUUUCUCUACCUGUUUUGACGCACAGGUUGAACAGUCAGUCGUCAGAAGCGAGUAAAGAACGAGCUCCGUACACGGUGUGGACUGGAGAUCUGGUCCGAGGCGACCGGGUCCUCUUCCAGAUCUCCUUUCGCUCCUUCUCUCCUCCUUUGCUGCCUCACAGAAUACCAGAGAAGUUGGAAAUCGGUUGUUUGAUGAGACUCGACCAGGUGACCAAGGUGGUUCCCUCCGUUCUGUUCUCAUACAACCUUUACAACAACAGCCAAGAAGUGGUGACGAAUGGGUACUGCUGUAGUCUUCUGGAGGUGAUUGACAGAUGUCGGCCAACGACCAGUGUCACGAAGCUUCUGCAAGAACUGGAGUUAAAAAAUGUGGUUCUGGUUACUCAGCUGACGGAGAGAGGGUUUCUCUUCCUCCUCUCCAGUGUUCAGAUGGCCACACCCACUGAGAGAGGAGACAACUGGAAGAGGUGUCUUCAGGCCCUGUUUGUAUUCCCCGAGUCCAGAGCUGUGGUCAGAUCCACAUCGCAGUGUGCCUCCUCCUUCCCUGAUGCCACUCAGUCAUCCCCAGCCGGUGCCGCGGUGAUGCCGAGGCUGAGCCGUUUCAUCCCAGCGCUGCACCACGCCCUCAUCAAGGCCCGCGCCAACCCCCCCCCUGAGCUGUCCGCUGGCGUGGAGCAUCAGGUGCGGGAGUACUUAAUGGGACUGAACGAUGGCAAGGUUCGACAGUACCCAAUGGGCGAGUAUGACUCCAAACUGGAUGAGCGAGGAACGGUGUUUCCUGCCCCCAGACACCACCGGGUCAACUUGGACGGAUACCUGCGCUCGUACCUGUACAGCCCCACCUUCUACCUGCUGUCUGUGGCCUGUGCCAGGACGAUGAUGGAGGCUCACUGUGGUUCUGAGGAGCAACAGGAGAUUCAGCAGCUGAUUGACCACAUUCUGACCUGUAAGAGGAACGCAGAAAAUGAGGUGAACAGGGAGGAAUCGAGGCAGAAGGCACCAGGGCGGAAGAGAAGGUUGGAACAGGAAACGGCAGAGAGGACGCUGAAAUUCCUGCGGGCAUCGCAAGCGCCAGGGAGACAGACGAAGGUUCCAGUGGAGGGAAGUCACGUCUCAGCCUCUCCUGGGUCUCUUGAGUCUGUCGUCAGCUCUGUUGGCUUGAGGUUCAUUGAUCUAAAGGAUGAUGGAUCUGAACUGGCUGCCAGGCUUCUCAGUUUGCUGACGGGCCUGAGCCAGGCUGCCAGUGGUGUCACCACUCAGAGUCUGGGGGAGGGGCAGGACGACGGGCAGAGGGAGUCUCCGUUCGAGAAGCUGGCCACCAAACUGGGUCUGCCCACAAACUGUGACAUCGACCUGAGGAGGCAGGAGGACCUGGAGGAACAAACAGGCAGCAUUAGUAGUUUGGAGGGAUUCAGCCCCAGCUCCCACAGCGGAGAGACAAAUCACCAUGGAGCAGCGCGAGCAGGAGGACGAGGGAGGAGAGCAGGAGCACACGAGGAGGAGGACGAAGAGUGUCAGAUCCCGUGGGUCCUAAUCCCCAUAACAGGUCUGUGUUCGGAGCGCUACACCCACAGAGACCGAAACAUCCCUCAGGACCCUCGUUUCCAGCACCUUGCCACAGCAACAAGCGUCGCCACAGCAACCAAACCUAUGAGGAGGAGCCCCACCCCGUCCCCACAGCCCAGCCCACCUCCCUCCCCUUUCCAGUGUCCGUCCCCUGAGCCCAGCCCUGCUCCCUCACCCUCCCAGUGCCCGUCUCCCGACCCAAGCCCUACCCCUUCACCCUCCCAGUGCCCGUCUCCAGAGCCCAGUUCUCCCCCCUCACCGUCUGAAGUCCUGUCCCCGGAGCCAAGUCCUCCAACAUCUACCCCUAAAUGCCCAUCUCCACAGCCCAGUCCUUUUUCUUUCUCCCAAUAUCCCCCUCCCCCCUCCUCUAUCCGUUGCCAGCCCCUGACGCCUAAUGAGCUCAAUCCACUUAACAAGGAGAAGAAGCACUUAGCCCCCACAGUCCCCAGGGAGUUCACAGCAGUGUCCAUGCACAGACAUGAGAAACCUCAGGGAAAAGAAAAGAAUGAAGAGCCAUCUACACUAGCCUCCAUCCGUCCAUGUGCUCCUCCAGCUCCAGAGAGGAGGAGCUCCUCACCCCCACUGACUGAGCGCAGAAAGGAGAAUGCACGGGAGGUGGACGAUGCACAGCGGGAGUUAAAAUGCCAAGAUGAGGCCAGAAAUGCUAGGAACAAUGUGAAAGUUUCAGAUUUCAGAGGUGAAAGGGUUUGUGAAAAGCAGCAGCAGGAGGAACGAGCAAAGGACGUCGGAGGAGCAUCUGUGUUCGCUUCAUCUGUCUCCUCCUCUGCGUUUUCGGUCAGAGCUAUUGACAGCCUUGUGGACAAACAUCUCGGUGACUUCUCCUCUGAGGUACAGCUCCUCCUUCAGGAGCAGAGCAUUCACUAUAAUGUCCCGCAGUCUCCACACUCCACCUCCAACCCAGAAACCAGCGAGCAUCAACGCGUGCCCCCACAUGCCUCCAUAUCACAGUUUUCCCAGUACGUGUCUUUCUACAACCCCUGCCCCCCCGUCCAGGACUACGUCCAUUCACUGCAGAGCAGCAUUAGCAGCAUGCUAACGGAGUUUGAGAGGAGGCCAAGCCUCAACGCAGACGACGGCCAGAAGGAUGCAGAUGCUGUGCUGGCGAGCAGCGUCAGUGCUUUCGUAGCCGGCAUCCGCUCGGCUAAUGCUGCUACGGACAACGAUGAGGACAUUUCUGCAAGCAGUGAACUCACGGCUGCUGAUGUCAACGCUUCAGACAGACAGACGCCUGCGCCUGCUGGUGUGACUUUACCUGUUCCCUCCUCUGCGACUGCUCCCCCCCUCCCUCCUGCACAGACCACGCCUCUACUGCCCCACUGGCAGCCGCAGCAGAGCGGCAGGUUAGAGAUCAGCAGGACGGUCACUCAGGAUGUUGGGCAAAGUCAAGGCAACAGCACCGUAAGGACUGCACAUUGUACUAGCGGUGCAGACGCUGGGAGCACUGCUGCAAGUUCAAAGUGCGACGCAGCUUUGCCAAAGGCCGGCAUCGUCUCCAAGCACUCUGCAGAAGCACCUCAGUCCUCUGAGCCGGUCUCCAGCUCGGCAUCUGGGCCGUUCCCUGGGAAUGGCACAAAUCUCGUUCCCCCACCCACGGCCCUGAGCUCCCUGAUCAGCCAGCUGCAGCCAGAGGUGUUCAGCAGCCUGGUGGAGAUCAUCAAAGACGUCAAGAGGAAUUCCCUGCAGUUCUACCUGCACAGCACAGAGCCAGAGGACCCGUUCUACGAAGAUGUCACGGAACUCCUCCUGAAGCAGGGGAACACGGAGCUGAAUCCUUUGGCUUUUCUGAGCCAGGAAACCUCUGACGACAGACUGCUGGUCAUCAUUAGGAACAAAGACAUAUCUGGACACAUACACAAGAUCCCAGGCCUGAUGUCCCUGAAGCGACAUCACUCUGUGGUGUUUGUGGGAAUCGAUGCCCUGGAUGAUAUCCGGAACAACAGCUACAUUGAGCUCUUUGUGUCUGGAGGCUGCAUCGUCUCAGAUGAGCUGGUCCUCAGUCCUGACUUCAUCACACAUGAUCGACUAGCUUCACUGCUGAUGUUCCUGGAGCAGCACAGUUCUCCAGAAUGUGUUUGGAAGUGGAAGGUUCACUGCAAGACCCACAGGAAAUUAAAGGAACAGGCCAGGUUCAGGAAAGAUGCAGCCAACCUAUUGGAUGUGCUGUCCACCUACCAGAAGCGGCAGAUCGUGGAGUUCCUCCCGUAUCAUCACUGCGACAUGAUGAAUCACCAGUCACCCGACCUGGACUGUCUCAUUGAGCUCCAGGGCCGCUACACACAGUACCGUCACACAGUCUUCCUCACUGAGCAUCAGUUUGAGAAGUUCGCUGCCUAUUCUGGUAACGGCAUCAUUGUGGCCAGUAUUAAAGAAAUUCUGCACGACUUCACCAGACUGGUUGGUUACCGUGAAAUCAAGGACAAGCAGCAAAUCACGGAUGAGCUGCUGGCUCCUAAAGAACACAUUAGUUCCCUGUCAUGUUGUGACCAACCUCUACAGCCUGCCUCUGGCCUCCCGUCCCUCCCCCAUCUCUCUGACCAGCUCGUUCCAGAUGGCUCCAGUAAGGAUCCUGUACCACGACAUUCAGACACAGACUUUGAAGCUUUGCGACAGGCCAUCUCACAGCUGCGGGCCGAGCGGCAGCGGCAGCAGCAACAUCCGACUGACUCCCAAAUCGAUUGUGUCAUUACCCCCCUCAAAAAUCACCUUCCAGAUCCUGGUCCGGUAGUUAGUGGUUCCACUGUCCCUCCCUCAAGUCAGGUCCUUCCCACUGAGUCAGUCCAGCUCACUCAUGGCAGAAAAGCAGUAGCAGCCACUCUGGACUCGAUCUACUCAUCACUGCAUCCAAAACCAGAGGUCCAGGAGGAAGCGAGCGGUAGAAUGACACCUCCUGCUGAGAUGCAGAGAAAAGCAGACGCAGCAAAGACUAAAGAUCAGGGAGAUGGAACGCCAGUAAAAGCCUUGGGAGUUCAUGAGACAUGUAACAGUGACGUCUCUACUCCUCUGUCCAUUCAAACCACAGCUGCUGUGGCAGGUCCAGCUAAUAACCAGCCAGACUCGACCAGCGACAGAACAGAAAAGGUGGAGCAGCAAGGAGAACCAGCAUCUCCCAACACCACCAAACAUAGUGAAGCCUCCUCCAAUACUGCCAGCUGUUCUGCAGGGGGGGGCAAGCCGAGAAAUGCACUUUCAGGCCGCGAGCAGCCCUCAAGAGCGGAAACAGCAACACCUGAAAACAAGCCCAAAGGAAGCAUCACCAUGGCAACGGGCCAGAAUGACAACUCAAAUCCAGUUUUGCCCCGUUUGCAGCCGAUCACACAACAUCUGCAGCUCCACAACCAGCAGCAGCAGCAGCAGCAUAUAAAUGAGCAACUUCAUAUCCCGCAGAGACACUCACACCAUCAACAUCUGCCUCAGCAGCCGUGGGGGAUGAGUCUCCUGCAGCCCCCACACAUAGCCCACCUCCCCAGACAGCCCUUCCCCCCGGGCCACAUGCUGGCGCCCCUCUCCUCUCUGGGAGGCAUAAGGAGCCUCUUGGGCCCCACAUCUGUCUGGACAGGGGGUCUGAGCCCUGCAGGCGCUCUGGUCUGGGGAAUUCCCCAAGCUGGCACGAGCGCUAACAUGCUGAGGGGCUACCGCAACCCUGCGGGUCAGGGCAGCGGCAGGUACAGAGGGGGGCAGCGAGGAGGAGGCUUUAAUGGGAUGUAGAGACCUGUAUCAGUCUAUGCUCCCAGACUCAGGAUCAUAAAUUAAUUUUUACACCUGAUUGACUUCACAGUCUCUGCCAUUUUAGAGGUUUAGUUACAAAAGGAAUGUAGAAAAUCCAAAGUCAUCAACUGGUAAAAGAAAUGUGCAAAACAAUUUUUAUUUAUAUGGGUUUCAAUUGACAGAAAGAAGAGAUUCAGUUUGUAAAUGCUAAAACUGAGUGAACAAGAGGAAGUAAUGUUACCUAUUUUUGUGUAAUGUACCAGAAACUGGAUUUAGUUUGACAGAAAGAAAAGUCAAAAUAUUGACUUAACAGUGAGGCUGCAGCAACGGGCCUAAUGCAUCAAACCAUCAGAGGAGAACGAGCUUCUCCUUUGCAUUUAACUGAAACAAAUAACUGUGUUACUAAUGUGAUAAAGACAAAUGUGUGUUUCCAUUUCAGAGACUUCAACCUUGAAGAAUUAUUCCCUUAUGUAAUUUUCUAAUAUUUGCUUCCUCCAGAGUGAAUUUUGUUUAGUCAUUUUAAAAAAAGGCCUUCCAGUGACUUUGUGUUUUCAACAUUCCCGUUUUUUACACACAUCCAGCAUUCUCAGAAUCCGGUUCUGGGAAGUGUAGUGUGACAGAUCUGGAUCGGGGCCUGGUCCUACAUAAGCGUGAAGCCUCAGAACAUGACGCUUAAAGCCCCAGAGUCAGAUGCACUGUUAGAUGUAAUGUGUGAACCUGCUCACACAGCUAACCUGUUGGCAGCUGUUGGAAUAAACCCACUGGAGCCACAACCUGCUGGUGUAUUAGCCCUUGUUAAUAUAUAAAACAUGGAAGGAAGAUGCCAUAAAUCACUGUGUGGGAGAUUUUGUCUCUUUCCAAAGUGGAAGUUCAUCUAACUCAGACUGAAACCAACUGUACAUAUGUCGAUUUGUGGGUGAUUUUCAAACCAGCGUCAACUAAACAAAUGUUGAUGUGAGUUCAUCUGUCGUUACAUUAAACCAGUUUUGAUACUGUACAAACACGAGCUUGGACUGAAAUGUUGAGACUUGUUUACUGACGACAUCUUCGACCCUUAAAGGACUUUUUCUGGAUGGAUGAAAGGAUGUUUUUGCGUCGUCCUCUUUAUAAAGGAGAUUACAUUCAUCCUGAACUGAAGACGCACAGACUGCCUCACGUCUUCCUGUGGUUGUACAAUAGUUCUGACUGAAUGUUUGGUUUGGUAUCGGAAGGCGGUUUGGUUCAUUGUUUUAUGUAGAAAGUCACUCUGUAAAGACCGAUUUUAACUUAAUCUUUUUUAUGUUGUUUUUUUUACAUCAGAGUUCUUGGUUUUCUUUUUUAUUAAACUUCUCUGCAAAAC